CUAAUUGCUUUUUCUGUUUAGUGAAAAUCUAAUAUUCACUCUUCAUAUCUUUUCUUGUCUUAUUUUUCCUAGAUAUCCAUAAAAUGGUUCAUUAGAUCUUCUCAGACUCCAAACCUUCCAAAAUUGUUCACUAUAUAAAACUAAACCCUACUGAAGACAAGACUUAUAUUUGGCGCUCUAUUGAUCAAAUUAAUGUCCAGAAUUUGGGAUGGUUCAGGCGUCCUCUCCAAGAUAUGCUCAAUACACCCCUACUUCUCACUUUACACGUCAUUGCUCUCAAUUCUAAACCAACUUGUCAUUUACCCAUAGUGACUAGUAGGUUGGGCAAUUCAUACUUCCACCAUUUCUUGGACAUGAAAGAUACUGAAAAUAGAGUAAAAUCUCUGUGAGACAAAUAGAAAGUAGUACACUCCGUAUGGGAUAGUCUUCA
Molecule: messenger RNA, 430 nt
Organism: Moneuplotes crassus
Lineage: Eukaryota; Ciliophora; Spirotrichea; Euplotida; Euplotidae
Source: the annotation of a GenBank genome assembly